AUGUCGUGCAUCAGACAUCAGCUAGCGGAUGCAGACAAGGAUGACGGUGGCAUCGUUGCAUUCGACCUAGAACGACCUCGGCUUCGUCACCGCGUGCAAUCCGAGAGCAUGUUAUCAACGCAAGCUUCCCGGCGCAUGUCAUUUGUCGCUACUCGGCUUCGUAAGACAUCGCUGCCUGGUCUCCCGCGCGCUAGCUCUUCCAGUCCGCCCGGCAGCACACUCACGGUCAAACGACUUGCACGAUCGCGCUCUAUCGAUAUUCAUGCAUCAAAGGCCAAAGAAGCCAGUGCGAGGCUUGCUCAGCAGAUCCGAUCGGCACAGACGCUCGCAGCGGAACUUCAACCCGGCCAGCGGUCCGUCGUGACACCAUCAGCAUGCUCGCCAGAUUUGGUUGGCGAUGGAUCAGAGAUGGCGACAAGUCGAUCACGCGACUUGCGCAGAGCUGCAUCCAGAUUCUUCAGGACGCGCAAAGCUAGCUCAUCGUCCCUUGGCUCGCCUGUGAUGGCGGACGACCAAGUAGAGGUGCUCAGAGAUUUGUACUAUCAAGCAAGCAAGUCGCCGCUCAGCCAAAAAUGCUGCAAAAGUAUGUCUACGCCGUGGCAUCAAGUUUGCGACUUGAGGCAAAUCCACUUCCGAAGCCCAGCGAGCGCGAUCCUGCCAUCAAGAGUUCCCGGAAAGAUUUCCAGAUCUGCUCCGUUACCGGACUCGAUUGAAAAUCUAGUCAUCAAGACGAAGCACCCAUCUCUGCAGAAGGGGCUUGCGAUCUUGUCCGAGAGCUCAAGCUAG
This is a messenger RNA of Mixia osmundae IAM 14324, 786 nucleotides long. RefSeq lists its product as uncharacterized. The record is from RefSeq and is a predicted model, not a curated record. The transcript has 2 exons. The coding region runs from base 1 to 786 and encodes 261 amino acids. Lineage: Eukaryota; Fungi; Basidiomycota; Mixiomycetes; Mixiales; Mixiaceae.